Molecule: messenger RNA, 537 nt
Organism: Meloidogyne enterolobii
Lineage: Eukaryota; Metazoa; Nematoda; Chromadorea; Rhabditida; Meloidogynidae
Source: the annotation of a GenBank genome assembly
AUGUCAGCGGCACCAACGUAUCAAUAUGGUGCUGAUAUGAGCCAACAAGCUCAGGGCGCUUUUGAUCCUCAGCUGGCGCAGAAACAAUAUGAGGCUUGGCAACAAUACUAUGCACAGGGUGGAGCGGCACCUCCGGUACAACAAGUUCAACCUGGCCAGGAGGCUUACUAUGACCAAACUGGUGCGUCUAUGCAGCAACCUGUCCAACAAGCGUAUGCUCAACCUGAUCCAUAUGGCAAUCCUCAAAUGGCUAUGGGUAGUCAGUAUGGCGCUCCUGCCGGAAAUGCUCCAGUUUUUCCUCCACCGCAAGCUAGUGCACCACCAAUGCAAGGACGUGGAGGUCCAGGUGGUUGGGGACCACCGCCACCUCAGGGUGGACCUCUUCCUUUGAAUUCGUUUGUUGGUGGACCACCUGCCGGUUAUCCUCCAUAUGGAGGCGGUUAUGGAAUGGAUCAACGUGGAGGAUGGGGACGUCAAGAUCGUGGCGGAAGAAACAGAUAUAAUGGAGGGUAUGCAAUUAUUUUUUUAUUUAUCUAA